AUGCUUGAUCAGAACGACAAACACAGGAGCGGACCAGGCAGUACAGCUGCACGAGACUUCAGUUUUCUCUCACACACACUGAGGAAUGGAGCCGCGCGCGCACUGACUGAACCUCAGAAGAGCACGCGCGUGCGUUCCAGUCAGAUGGAAGCCUCUUGUCCUGCUCCUGAUGUCCCCCCUUUACCCCCCCUGACCCCUCCGCCCCUCCCUAAAGACCCCUCCCACUCACCUGGGCCCACUGCCCCUCCCCCCCGAGGACAGGUGCGCAGGGGGCGGGGCUUUGCAGCAGUGGCCAAGCGAGUGAUUCAGGAAGAGAGGAAGAGGAAGGAGGAUGAAGAAGAAAGGAUGGAGCAGGAAGAGGAUGCAGCUGAAGAAGAUCUGAGCUUUGAGGAGCUUCUAGAGAAAGCUAAAGCAGGAGAUCCCAAAGCACAGAGCAGUUUGGGUAAGUACUACCUAAAGUUAGGGGCGGAGUCUGGUGAUGAUGAAAAUAACCAAAUAGCUGUUGAUUGGCUGGUGAGAGCGGCGAAACAAGGGCGGAGAGAUGCAGCGAAACUAUUGCAACAGUGUUGGAUCCAAAGGAGAGGCAUCACCCCACAGAAUGAAGCCGAGGUGCGCGCUCUGUCGAGAGAGAGUAAGUUUGAGCAGGCGGUUCGGCGAGCGGCGAUGAUGAUGUACUGGAAGUUAAACCCGGAGAGGAAGGAGAAAAUGGACAAGAGAGAAAUAUUACAGAAUGUCGGCCAGGUGAACCGGGGAACAGGUGGUGUCUGUGGUGGAGCUUCAGAUGUCCAGACACAGAGAAAACUUUUGGAGACAAUGGUGUCCAAUGAGCCAGGUGGUCAGUAUGUGGAUGUGGAGGAGUUUGUGGAGAUGACAAAAAAAUACACAGAGAACAUCACACAGACGCCGCAGGGUGAAGAGCUGAAGAAAGACACGGAGACAGGAGGAGUGUUGGACUGGAAUGAUGUUACAUCAGAUCAGAAGGGGGAGUUUCCAGUAUCUCAUAAGAAAAGUGUUUGGCCUGGCAGUCAGAUGAUGCUGGAAACGAAGCGCAGCAUGAAGAGAGCCAUGGACAUCAGAUCCUAUUUCCUGGGUCUACAGUUUCCUCUCCAGCUAAUCCUGGAUUUAAAGGAGCACCUGGUGGACUGGGCCUCUCGUGCAGGUGUUCAGUGGCUGAGCACCAUCAUCCCGACUCAACACGUGAACGCACUCGUCUUCUUCUUCAUCAUCUCUAACCUAAGCAUUGAUCUGUUCUUCUUUUUCAUCCCUCUCCUUACAUUCUACUUGGCUUUCAUCGCCAUGGCGAUCUGCACUUUGAGAGUGUUUCGUAGCAGUAAAUGCUGGCAGAACUUUAGCGCAUUAGCAGCUCUGCUGAGGCGUUUUGAGCCCGAGCUGGACGUCGAGUCUCGCUUUGGGUGGAGUCAGCUGGAACAGCACUUUUACUUCCUGGUUUCUGUGUGUUUUGUGAUCUUCAGUUUUCCUCUGGCGGAUAAACGCUGGAUCCCAUGUUCAGAGCUCUGCACGGUGGCCAUGUUCUUCACAGCUCUGAGUUACGCCUCUCUGACCCCAGCGGCGGCAUCGUACACGCGCAGGGCGUUCAUCAUCGAGGUGACGUCGUCCCUCUGUGCCCUAACCACACGCCUUCCCGAGGAGUUUAAGACGUUGCGGCUUUUAGGCAAAACGUUUGCAACACUGCCACUCGGAGAGUUGGUGGAGAUGACGAUUAGCCUGCCGUGCUUGCUUUACCUGUACCUUUUCUUCCUGUUUUUCAGCAUGGCACGGAUGCAUGGAUUCCGAGGGACGUACUGCUUCCUGGUUCCGUACCUGGUGUGUUUUAUGUGGCUGGAGUUUGCAGUGAUUCUCCUUCAGAACUCCACUCUGAUCGGUCUGAUUCGCACUUGUGUUGCGUACUUCCUCGUUCUCUUCGCCCUGCCUGUCCUGGCGCUGGGACUGUUGGCCAUGUUAGCAAUCCAGAUGGUAAAGUGGUUUGUGGAACUUGAGCUAACGAAGAUGUUGGUGACGUUGGCAGUGUGCGUGGUUCCGGUUACACUCCGUCUGUGGACUCGCUUCAGCCUGUCGAUUCUGAGCGUGCUGCGUGCCGUCACACACCGCGGUCCUGUCAAACUCAUCCUGUUGUGUUUGUGCUGCGUGUUUUUGGUGUGUGUGGGUUACGUGUACAGUGCAGAAGGGUUGAAGGUGUAUAACUCCACACUGACCUGGGAGCAGUAUGGCAGCGUGUGUGGCCCGUCAGCUUGGAAACAACAUGGCAUCACACAAACUCAAAUCCUUUGCAGUCACCUGGAAGGACACAGAGUCACCUGGAGAGGACGGUUCCAGGGUGUCCGAGUUGCCGAGACAGAGAACGGAGCUCAGUCACUCAUCAACUUGCUGCCGGUGUUCAUGGGUGAUUGGCUGCGCUGCCUCUAUGGAGACGAAUAUCCAUCCUGUGAGGGGAGGAACGUUAGCAGUUCGUUGGAGGAACAAAUGGUUGUAAACGCAUCAGUUCUAUUCCAUCAGCAAGAGGAAGAGGAACUGUGCCGAAUCAAACCUGUAGCAAAACACCGCUGCCAUGUUAAACGCUUCGAUAAGUACCGCUUCGAGGUCACAGUGCGCCGUACGGCAGGCGGAGCCGAGACCGAAGACCCCGACAGUGACAUCGCUCUCAUCGCCAGCCACGAGUUUAAGCAGGUGUUGCUGAACCUGGACGAGGGCAGCAUGGUGGAGUUCAGCACCAAGUUGCAGGGAAAGCUUGGAUCCAAGCUCCCGAGACUGGAGCUGAAAGCAAUUCACUGUCUGGACUGCAGAUCGUCGCUCCUGCCUGAAGGGCGACAAGUCAAAAUCGAACGUAAUUGGAGAAAGAGCGUGCAGGCGGCUAUCAAAUUCGCCUUCGACUUUUUCUUCUCGCCUUUAAUCUCAGCCAGAUUUAAGGUGUGAGACGUAGUGUGAGAAGUAGUAGUAGUGUAGCAUUGAACACUUUUCACUUUUUGUAAAAUAAAAAAAAAAAAACGCUUCUCGUGAAAACAAAGCUCAUAUCAGCACCAGACUCAGGACAAAAAAGUGUAAAGUUUUUAAUCAUUCACAAUUACUUUAAAUGUACAGUAUGGUGUUCUACAAGGGUAUGGUUUAGGCCACCUUUAGUUUUCUAGAAUGCUCUGACAGAAUUAACAAAAAUGUGGGUUUUUAAGUCUGUGCUGAUGAUGAUGAUUAUAAGUUUUGCAGAUACAACAACAAAAUCAAAGACUGGCAAGACAUGAACGCGCUGAACAACGUGUUAUACAACCUAUAUUCACUCAUAAUUCUCCUCAAUUCCCUCAAAACAGAAACUGAUGCUCUGCAGUGAGGUCUAAGUCAAGGUUAAAGACUAUGAAGAUCUGGAUGUUGGUUUAAUUGCUAGAUUUUAAAGUAAAUUUUAUGUCUUAUUUUCAAUUCUAAAAACAUAG
Clarias gariepinus (North African catfish) is the source of this 3437-nucleotide messenger RNA. It is a transcript of the gene wfs1a, whose product is annotated as Wolfram syndrome 1a (wolframin). Gene Ontology annotation, cellular component: endoplasmic reticulum membrane; endoplasmic reticulum. Gene Ontology annotation, molecular function: protein binding. Lineage: Eukaryota; Metazoa; Chordata; Actinopteri; Siluriformes; Clariidae. The record is from RefSeq and is a predicted model, not a curated record. Gene Ontology annotation, biological process: calcium ion homeostasis; endoplasmic reticulum unfolded protein response.